This is a messenger RNA of Oryza brachyantha (malo sina), 2067 nucleotides long. Its product is annotated as putrescine hydroxycinnamoyltransferase 3. NCBI's taxonomy places the organism in Eukaryota, Viridiplantae, Streptophyta, Magnoliopsida, Poales, Poaceae. Bases 134 to 1432 code for a protein of 432 amino acids. The record is from RefSeq and is a predicted model, not a curated record. The transcript has a single exon. Gene Ontology annotation, molecular function: acyltransferase activity, transferring groups other than amino-acyl groups.
AGCAAGCAGAAGCAUCAAGCACACGCACACCUCGUCGUCCUCGUCGUCGUCGUACGAGCUCGAGCUGAGCUGCUUACUUGCCUUGCCUUGCCUUGCCUCUCUUCGUCUUCUUCCUUGAGUUGAUUGGACAGCAAUGGAGGUUAAGGUGUUGAGCAGCAAGCUGGUGAAGCCGGCCUACAAUGGCGGCGUCGCCGUGGAGACGGAGUAUAUCCCUCUGUCCGUCUUCGACAAGGUGACGUACAGGAUGCAGAUGGCUAUAAUCUACGCGUUCCCGCCGCCGGCGCCGUCGACGGCCGCCAUCGAGAAGGGCCUGGCCGCGGUGCUCGCCGAGUACCGCGCGUUCGCCGGGCAGCUCGGGGAGUCGCCCGACGGCGAGCCGGCGGUCGUGCUCAAUGACCGCGGCGCGCGGCUUGUGGAGGCGACCGUGGACGCCGAUCUCGUGGACAUGGCGCCGGCGAAGCCCACGCCGGAGCUGCUGCGGCUGCACCCGGACUUGGAGGAGGAGCUCCAGGAGGUGGUGCUGCUGCAGCUGACGCGGUUCAGGUGCGGCUCGCUCGCCGUCGGGUUCACCUCCAACCACGUCGUCGCCGACGGCCACGCCACCAGCAACUUCCUCGUCGCGUGGGGCCGCGCCACUAGAGGUCUCCCCACGGGCCUCCAGCCGGUGCACCACCACGCCGGCCUCUUCAAGCCGCGCUCGUCACCUCGCGUCGAGUACGACCACCGCAACAGGGAGUACUACCUCCCCGCCGCCGGCGACAAGCACGGCCACAGCGACGGCGGCGCAGACAACAUCGUGAUCCACAAGGCGCACUUCACCAAGGACUUCAUCGCCGGGCUCCGCGCCAAGGCGUCGGAGGGGCGCGGCCGGCCGUUCAGCCGGUUCGAGACCAUCCUCGCCCACCUGUGGCGCACCAUGGCGUGCGCGCGGGGCCUCGGCCCCGACGAGACCUCCACCAUCCGCCUCUCCGUCGACGGCCGCCACCGCCUCGGCGUCCCCGCCGAGUACUUCGGCAACAUGGUGCUCUGGGCGUUCCCGCGCGCCACCGCCUCCGACCUCCUCACCCGCCCGCUCAAGCACGCCGCGCAGGCGAUCCACGACGAGGUCGCCCGCGUCGACGGCGCCUACUUCCGCUCGUUCGUCGACUUCGCCUGCUCCGGCGCCGCCGCCAAGGAAGGGCUCGCCCCCAGCGCCGUGCUCAAGGACGUGCUCUGCCCGGACGUCGAGGUGGACAGCUGGCUCACCUUCCCGUUCUACGAGCUCGACUUCGGCACCGGCAGCCCGACGUACUUCAUGCCGUCCUACUUCCCGACGGAGGGGAUGCUGUUCCUGGUGCCGUCCUACCUCGGCGACGGCAGCGUCGACGCCUUCGUCCCCGUCUUCACCCACAACCUCGACGCCUUCAAGGAGUGCUGCUACUCCAUGGAGUAAUUAAUUAAGUAUAAUUAAUCAAUCAUUUUAUUUAUUAUUACACCCUCCGUCUACGAUGAACAUUGACAUCUAUUUGUCUAGAUUUAUCUACGAAAAUUGGUUCUUUCUGAGACGAAGAGUGUAUUGGUUAAUAAAAGAAAGAAAUAAGAUGGAAAAGCUAGCUAGCUGAUAAUUAAGCUUUAGCUAGUGAUCCAAUUCUUUCACCGUUUUGUACGUAUGCAUGCAUGGGUACAAAACAAAACGAGAUGAAAUGAUUGGGAAUGUAAAGAGAGGAUAAUUACGUGCCAAAUUGGCAGCGAUUAGAGGGGGUGGUUAGAUGUGGGGUUUUCGAUUUGGUGAGGGGUGGUUAUUAGGUUUGCAGCUUGAGCACGUUAAUGAUCAGGCCAGCUCCUUGUGUUACAAAAAAAAACGUAUACAGUACGAGGAGUGCAACUUCUAUUUUAUUUUAUUUUUUUAUUUCGGGUUUUGGCAUUCAUUUAGUUUUGAGAGAGAUAUUUUAAUUUGUUGGUCCCGGUUGAAUCAGGGGACGUUACCAUGUUUUCACCAAGUUUUGGAUACGAUCUGUGUAUAUCACACUGCAUGUAAAAAAAAUGGUAUGUUUAUUUGUGAGGUGAAUGGAAAUGUUGCUUGGGAUU